Dictyostelium discoideum AX4 is the source of this 1161-nucleotide messenger RNA. RefSeq lists its product as hypothetical. Gene Ontology annotation, cellular component: plasma membrane; side of membrane. The record is from RefSeq and is a predicted model, not a curated record. The transcript is spliced from 2 exons. NCBI's taxonomy places the organism in Eukaryota, Evosea, Eumycetozoa, Dictyosteliales, Dictyosteliaceae. Bases 1 to 1161 code for a protein of 386 amino acids.
AUGUCAAUACCAUCAGGAGCAGUAGCAGGUAUUGUAAUUGGUGUUAUUGUAUUACUUUUAUUAUGGAUUUUAUAUGUAUCAAUCUAUGUAGUUCAACAGUCAGAAGGUAUUGUUAUUGAAAGAUUAGGUCGUUUUCAUAGAGUAUUGGAUUCUGGUAUAAACUUUGUAAUGCCAUUCAUAGAUCAACCUAGAAAUUUUACAUGGCGUAAAACUUAUAUAACUACAAGUGGUACAAUUACAGAUGAAGUAAAAGCAUCAACUAGAAUUGAUUUAAGAGAAUCAGUAUUUAAUUUUUUAAAACAAGAAGUUUAUACAAAAGAUACAGUAUUAUUAGAUGUACAUGCAAUUAUGUUUUAUAAGAUAUUCGAUAUAAAGAAAGCUAUUUAUGAAGUUGAAGAUCUUCAAGGUGCAUUAUCAAAUACAUCACAAACUCAAAUUAAAGAAGUAUUUGGUAAUAUGACAUUUUCACAAGCAUUGGAAUCACAAACUCAAAUCAAUGAUCAUUUAGGUGCAGAAUUUAGUAAACUAUUUAGUGGUUGGGGUGUUGUAGUUGAACGUAUGGAGUUAUUGGAUUUAUCUCCAAAAGCAGUGAUAAGUGAAGCAAUGAAGAAACAAAUGGUUGCUGAGAGAAAGAGACGUGGUGAUUUCAUUAAAUCUGAAGGUGAUAAAUGUGCUCAACUUUUAUUAGCUGAUGGAAAGAAAACAGAGUUAAUUAACUUGGGUAUUGCUGAACAAGAAUCAACUAGAAAAAUAUCUGAAGGUGCUGCUGAGGCAACUGUUGAAUUGGCUCAAGCUGAAUCGGCUUCCCUUGAAUAUAUGCAAAAUGUUUUACAUGAAGAAGGUGGUGAAAAUGCUCAAAUUAACUAUAUGAUCUCUUUAAAAUAUUUAGAUACUUUAGAAUCUAGAAAAUCAAUUAAAUUCUUACAUGUACCUUUUAAAAUUGAUGGCAUUCAAUCAAUUUUAGAUGAUUUCACUUCACCAUAUCAAAAUUUAAUUCAAAAUAUAAAUAAUAAUAAUUUUAAUAUAAAUAAUAAUAAUAAUAAUAAUAAUGUAAAUAAUAAUAAUAAUUUUAAUAAGAAUAAUAAUUUUUCAAGUGGUAGUAAUCAACAAACUAUAAUUUCAAAAAGAACAGAAAAAAAAGAUUUUUCUGAACUUGACUAA